This is a messenger RNA of Symbiodinium sp. CCMP2592, 1212 nucleotides long. The record is from the annotation of a GenBank genome assembly. Lineage: Eukaryota; Dinophyceae; Suessiales; Symbiodiniaceae.
AUGGUGCUGGGCAUCACGGCCGAGAGCAUUAGCGAUCCGGAGUCGCGCAAGCGGGGGCUGAACUCCGAGCUUGCCAACGGCCGACUCGCGAUGAUGGCUAUCGUCGGUCUGUGGGUGCAGGACGGUCUCUUCGGCACGCCUUACGGCCUCUACCAGGGAUCGAGCGCCUUCGAGACGGAGCUUGGCGUGCAGCCUCCUGCUGGAUUUUGGGAUCCUCUCGGCUUCACGAAAGGCGGUGACGCUGCAUCCUUCCGCCGCCGCCGCUAUGUGGAGCUCAAGCACGGCCGUGUGGCGAUGCUGGCUUGCAUGGGAUAUAUCGUGCCGGAGUACUACCGCUGGCCCGGUGAUCUCUCGCCCUCCCUGGGCCUGAAGUUCACGGACGUUCCCACCGGCUUCGCUGCCUUCAGCAAGGUGCCGCUUUCUGGCUGGGCCCAGAUGGUGGCCUUCGCCGGAUCCGUCGAGCUUUUCCAGUACGUCGACGAUCCCAAGCGCGCCCCGGGCGACUUCGAGAACGCCGGCCUCCUUGGCAUCCCCAACGGCUUCAUGAAGGCACCGGAGGGCCAGAAGGAGAAGAAGCUCGCGGCAGAAAUUGCUAACGGCCGCCUGGCGAUGAUGGCAAUCAUUGGUAUGUUCUUCCAGAACGGCCUCACUGGCCAGGCUUGGGGCGAUUGGUCUCUCUACACCGACUCGCCUCUGCGCGCCCUCACUGCAUCUCAGGAGCUGAUCGCCGGCACCGGAGGUCCUCUGCCCAACGACUUCUGGGAUCCGGCCGGACUCUCCACUCGCGUGUCGGAGAAGGAGCUCCUGAACUACCGCGCCAUGGAGCUGAAGCAUGGCCGUGUCGCUAUGCUUGCCGUGCUGCACUGGUUCCACGUGGCCGCCGGCUACCAUCUUCUCGGAGACUACGCGAUUGGUGAGAAGAUGAGCAACGACCCGCUGGUGAGCCUCACCCAGCUCCCCAUGGGUGGCAUGUGGCAGGUCAUCUUCACCAUCAUGUGCCUGGAGUGGCUGACCACCUACAUCUGCAAGCCUCCUGAGGACCGCCCUUGGGACGUGCUCGGAUGGAAGGGCAUCAUCGACGAGGACUACCCUUCCGAGAUCUGGAACGGCUGGAAGCGCGUUCAGUGCCAGGAAGUAAACAACGGCCGUCUGGCCGGGGCCCCAUGCAGCGCCGAAGGACCAGCCCCGGACGCUUCGACUCCCAUAACAUGA